This is a messenger RNA of Echinops telfairi (small Madagascar hedgehog), 2184 nucleotides long. It is a transcript of the gene HMG20A, whose product is annotated as high mobility group 20A. The transcript is spliced from 11 exons. Gene Ontology annotation, cellular component: nucleus. The coding region runs from base 384 to 1427 and encodes 347 amino acids. NCBI's taxonomy places the organism in Eukaryota, Metazoa, Chordata, Mammalia, Afrosoricida, Tenrecidae. The record is from RefSeq and is a predicted model, not a curated record. Gene Ontology annotation, biological process: regulation of gene expression.
UCGGAAAUAAUCAUUCAUUUUCCUCCUCACUGGGACAAGUAUUACUGUUGCUUCGGUAGGAGAAGUUAACUAUAGGAAAGGUGAUUAAGUAAUCAUGGAAAGGGAGAGAAAAUACACCCAAUAAAGUGCUGCGGAGGAAUCUUUGUCAAGCUGUGAGGUGACGGCGUGCGAAGAAUGAAGGCGAUUCAGAGGGGCUGAGGGAAUUGUCUUCCGAGUGAAGGACUUUCAUUAGGCCCCUGCCCACCCCUGUCGUCAGCAGGGAAGAAGACAUAAAGAACUACCUAGGAACUCAACGCUUCUGCCCAAAAGAAUCACUUGCAACCCACUUUCAUCGAGCAAACAAGUUAGAUGGGCCAGGCCUAAUCUCGGCAGUAAGGAAAGAGAUGGAAAACUUGAUGACCAGUUCCACCCUGCCUCCCCUUUUUGCAGAUGAAGAGGGCUCCAAGGAGAGUAAUGACCUGACCACAGCUGGGUUAACCCACCCAGAAGUUCCAUAUAACAGUGGAGCCACCCCAUCCACCAACAAUCCAGAAUUUGUGGAGGAUCUCUCCCAAGGUCAGUUGCUUCCGACUGAGCCAUCAAAUACAGCAGACAGCAGUGAGCAGAGGCAUGAAGAUGAGCAAAGAAGUAAACGAGGUGGUUGGUCCAAAGGAAGAAAGAGGAAGAAACCCCUUCGAGACAGCAAUGCCCCCAAGUCCCCCCUUACAGGAUAUGUUCGCUUCAUGAACGAGCGUCGAGAGCAGCUUCGAGCAAAGAGACCAGAGGUCCCAUUUCCAGAAAUCACCAGGAUGUUGGGCAAUGAGUGGAGUAAACUGCCUCCUGAGGAAAAACAGCGCUAUCUUGACGAAGCCGACAAAGAUAAGGAGCGUUACAUGAAGGAGCUGGAACAGUACCAGAAGACUGAGGCAUACAAGGUCUUCAAUAGGAAAACCCAGGAUCGGCAGAAAGGCAAAUCUCACAGACAAGAUGCAGCCCGACAGGCCACUCACGAUCAUGAGAAAGAAGCAGAGGUAAAGGAACGAUCUGUUUUUGACAUCCCCAUAUUUACAGAGGAAUUCCUGAACCACAGCAAAGCCCGGGAAGCCGAGCUCCGCCAGCUUCGCAAGUCCAACAUGGAGUUUGAGGAGAGGAACGCAGCCCUGCAGAAGCACGUGGAGAGCAUGCGCACAGCCGUGGAGAAGCUGGAGGUGGAUGUCAUCCAGGAGCGGAGCCGCAACACAGUCCUCCAGCAGCACUUGGAGAGCCUGCGGCAGGUGUUGGCCAGCAGCUUUGCCGGCAUGCCCUUGCCAGGAAGUGGAGAAACACCUACAGUGGACACCAUUGAUUCGUACAUGAACAGACUGCACAGUAUUAUUUUAGCUAGUCCUCAAGAUAAUGAAAGCUUCAUAGCUACAGUUCGGGAGGUGGUGAACAGGCUUGAUCGUUAGGGAUGAUAUUCGAGCUUCAGGAUGUUCUCUAAGUCAUUUAACUUGUGAGGAAUGUGAAGCCAUCGAUGGAAAUCGGGACUAAAUGGGGGCUGGAAGGCUGUCCAGAUCAACUCUCCUUGGGAAGGAAUUGUCAGUGAGUUCAAUGCCUUCACCUCCGGAAGCCGUGCGAGGGAGCAGUGAAAGGAACCGGUGUGGGAACUUCCUGCGGAGCUGCCCUGGUGUGAAGCUUCGAAAGUGUACAGCCACGCUCCUGUUUUCAGUUUCUUAGCGUUUCCAUUCCCACUCAAGUGGAUUUGCAUAUAUUCUGCAGGCUUGGUGACCCUGAGACUGGUGUCUUCAGCAGGAAGGAAGACUCCCCAUUGUCCUGCUCCAGAUUGGACCCUUUAUCAGUGGAGCAGCUCCAGUUUUCUUACCUAGCUGUCACUUCUUUUUAAAUGCCUUUGGGGUUAUUUUUUGCUUCCCUUCGCUCCUACCAGCUAGACAUCUCCAUUUUCUGACCUCUGGGCUUUGUUCCUCAGUGGGGAUUGGAAGGAGUGUUCCUCUCAUUGGACAGGCCCAAUCUUCUCCCAUCAUCGCCCUGCUGUGACUCCAGAGAAAGAGCCUUCGUGGUGACAAUGCCCUGUGGAGCCAGGCUGUGUCUCCUACCCCACACAGUGCUCUGUGGGUGCCAGCCCUCACUGGGGCUUUGUGAUAGCUGCCCUGGAGGAGAAUGCUCUUUCCUUCUUCCGCAGUGCUACCCGCUGUUCUGGAAGCAUUG